UAUAUAGUGAAUAGGGACGAAUUCAGACACUGCUUCAGUUUGAGUGCUCAGUUCGAUGUUUAUCAUGGGUGAGCAGGUGGAUGUGAUUCAUGCUGGAGAACAGCAGAUGCUGCAGACACCAGUGAAGAUUGAAGUGAAGCAGGAGAUAAAAGAAGAAAACACAGCAGAUGAACAACAGACUGAUGAAGAUAAUGAUGAAAACACAACAGCAGAACAACAGACUGAUGAAGAUGAUGAUGAACAGAAGAUGCGGCAGACACCAGUGAAGAUUGAAGUGAAGCAGGAGGAGGAGAUUAAAGAAGAAAACACAACCGAGGAAGAACAGGAAUAUGAUUGUGAACAGCAGAUGCUGCAGACAUCAGUGAAGAUGUGUUCAGUGAAGCUGCUGAACUGCAGGAACCUGAUGAAGAUGAGAGGAGAAACCACAACAGAGGAACAACAGAGUGAUGAAGAUGAUGAUGAUGAUUUUAUUCCUGCAGAGCUGAUGGAAGUGAGAGAAGAAUGUGAAGAGCUGAAGGAACUGGAGGAGGAACAACAACAUGGUUUCAUAACGGGAGGAAAAUCUUUAAGUGGCUCAAAGACAGAAGACAAUUUCUCACCUAAAAAUCCUCGAAGAUCAGCCAAGAAAUCUUUCACCUGCUCUCAGUGUGGAACAUGUUUCCCAUGUAAAAGCCAUUUUAAUAUACACAUGAGAGUUCAUACUGGAGAGAAACCUUACACGUGCCAUCAGUGUGGAAAAAGUUUUGCAUAUUCAACCAGUCUCAAGAGACAUCUCUUUUGUCACUCUGAAGAAAAGUCAUUUGAAUGUGAUCAGUGUGGUAAAACAUUUGUUAUGGCACAGUCCCUAAAACAACAUCUGAAAAUUCACACAAAUGAGAAGUCUUACAAGUGUUCUUUUUGUGGAAAGAGUUUUAAACAUCACUUCUAUUUGAAAGAGCACCAGAAAAUUCAUACCAGUGUGGCGGCUCACAUGUGCUUUGAAUGUGGGAAGUUCUUUAUUACAGCCAACAGCUUGAAACUGCACCAAAGAAUUCAUACUGGAGAGAAACCUUACAAGUGCUCACACUGUGGAAAGAGUUUCACUCGAUCAGAACACCUGAAAUCACAUGAGAGAAUUCAUACUGGAGAGAAACCUUACAAGUGCUCACACUGUGGAAAGAGUUUCACUCAGUCAGCAAACCUGAAAACACACGAGAGAUUUCAUACUGGAGAGAAACCUUACAAGUGCUCACACUGUGGAAAGAGUUUCACUCGGUCAGAACACCUGAAAUCACACGAGAGAAUUCAUACUGGAGAGAAACCUUACAAGUGCUCACACUGUGAAAAGAGAUUCACUGAGUCAAAAACCCUGAAAUUACACAAGAGAAUUCAUACUGGAGAGAAACCUUACAAGUGCUCACACUGUGAAAAGAGUUUCACUGAGUCAAAAACCCUGAAAUUACACAAGAGAAUUCAUACUGGAGAGAAACCAUACAAGUGCUCAUACUGUGGAAAGAGUUUCACUCAGUUAGCACACCUGAAAACACAUGAGAGAAUUCAUACUGGAGAGAAACCAUACAAGUGCUCACUCUGUGGAAAGAGUUUCACUCAGUCAGAAAACCUGAAAACACAUGAGAGAAUUCAUACUGGAGAGAAACCAUACAAGUGCUCACUCUGUGGAAAGAGUUUCACUUGGUCAGUAAGCCUGAAAUCACAUGAGAGAAUUCAUACUGGAGAGAAACCUUACCAGUGCUUUGAAUGUGGGAAGUUCUUUAUUACGGCUGACAACUUGAAACGGCACGAAAGAAUUCAUACUGGAGAGAAACCUUACAAGUGCUCACACUGUGGAAAGAGUUUCACUCUGUCAGAAACCCUGAAAUCACACGAGAGAAUUCAUACUGGAGAGAAACUUUACAAGUGCUCACACUGUGGAAAGAGAUUCACUCAGUUAUAUCACCUGAAAUCACAUGAGAGAUUUCACACAGGAGAGAAACCUUACAAGUGCUCACACUGUGGAAAGAGUUUCACUCGGUCAGUAAGCCUGAAAACACACGAGAGAAUUCAUACUGGAGAGAAACCAUACAAGUGCUCACACUGUGGAAAGAGUUUCACUCAGUCAGUAAGCCUGAAAACACACAAGAGAAUUCAUACAGGAGAGAAACCAUACAAGUGCUCACACUGUGGAAAGAGUUUCACUCAUUCAGUAAACCUGAAAACACACGAGAGAAUUCAUACAGGAGAGAAACCUUACAAGUGCUCACACUGUGGAAAGAGUUUCACUCAUUCAGUAAACCUGAAAAGUCACGAGAGAAUUCAUACUGGAGAGAUACCUUACAAGUGCUCACAAUGUGGAAAGAGUUUCACUCGGUCAGUAAACCUGAAAACACACCAGAGAAUUCAUACUGGAGAGAAACUUUACAAGUGCUCACACUGUGGAAAGAGUUUCACUCAGUUAUAUCACCUGAAAUCGCAUGAGAGAAUUCAUACAGGAGAGAAACCUUACAAGUGCUCACACUGUGGAAAGAGUUUCACUCAUUCAGUAAACCUGAAAACACACGAGAGAAUUCAUACUGGAGAGAAACCUUACAAGUGCUCACACUGUGAAAAGAGUUUCACUCAGUCAGUAAGCCUGAAAACACACGAGAGAAUUCAUACUGGAGAGAAACCUUACAAGUGCUCACACUGUGAAAAGAGUUUCACUCAGUCAGUAAGCCUGAAAACACACGAGAGAAUUCAUACUGGAGAGAAACCUUACAAGUGCUCACACUGUGAAAAGAGUUUCACUCAUUCAGUAAGCCUGAAAACACACGAGAGAAUUCAUACUGGAGAGAAACCUUACAAGUGCUCACACUGUGAAAAGAGUUUCACUCGGUCAGAACACCUGAAAAGACAUGAGAGAAUUCAUACAGGAGAGAAACUUUGCCACUCAGGGCCUGAAAUUCAUAUCUGAAAAUGUGGAGGGAAUUCCCCAUUUAAGGCCUCAAUAUACUUCCUACGAAAUAAAAAAAAUGAACAGGUGUGACAUCAUAUCCAGUAACUACUGCCCCCACAUUUAGAACAAAAUCUGACCAAAAAUUAGUUUUUGCAUUCGUUGUUGUGGUUCAUAACAGUUCACACGGGUUAACUUUUAGGAAAAGAUUUAUCGGCUGCUAAAAACCACCUUUCUGCCAUUGGUUCACGUCAUUGGUAGGUGUGACCUGGAGCUCCACCUACCUUGAGGCUGAUGGUUAAUUUUGUUUGUUGUUAAUGAGUCAAAAUCAGUCAACAUACACUCACCUAAAGGAUUAUUAGGAACACCUGUUCAAUUUCUCAUUAAUGCAAUUAUCUAAUCCAGGGGUUCCCAACCUUUUUUGUGCCAGGGACCAGCAUAUUCAUAAAAAAAAUUCCAAGGACCAGUAGUCAAUUUUAAUGCCUCAAUUUUAAGAUGGAUCGUUUGGAUUCGGAACAUAUCACUGUGUAAAACAGUAACAGCCUAUAAUUUAUUUGCAUAUAGUGAACUAGGUGGCAACAAAGCUACUUGUAUACCAAUCUUUUUAAACUUUCAGACCGGUUCACAAAAUGUUUCCCUUUUCUCCCAUACAAUUAGGUCUACUUCAAAAGCAACUCACACAGCACUCACUUACUAGCAGGUGGCAGUAAUGGCAAAUUGUAUGAAAAUAAGAGCCAGUUUCAACAGUCAGACAGUUUCAGAAUACAAUAGCAAACACACAGUGAUUUCAGCCAAUUAUUUUUAAAAGUAUAAAAUUAGAGAUUAAGCUUUAACAAAAAAGACCAGACCAGACCAAUGAGAACAAAACUAUUUUAAUGUGAGGAUGAACUGCUUAUUGAUAUUACUAUUUGUAGCUGUGCACAAGACAAGCUGUUCUUCCUGGGCAUUCAUAAAAAAAACAUGCAUCCAAAACAAUGCACACAAAUUCCAGGAUACAAUAAAACGGAAUUUAAAAAGGUCUGCUUCACAAAUAUGAACGAAAUCCAGCUUACAGUCUGAUAUCCAUCUCAGUGAGACCCCUGGGAUUGCUUGGCAGCCACAAGAACAUCAUACCAGGGCUUGAUGGUUGACAAUGAGACACGCAGGGUAUUCCUCACAUCCAGUCUGUUUCUAAGUCUGGUCUUAGUGGCAGUCAUGGCAGAAAAACCUGCCUCGCACAGAUAUGAAGUCGGGAACUGGAGCAGGGUCUUCAGUGCAAGGGUGCUGAUCUCAAUGUAUUCUAUUGAUGCUUUGAUCCAGAAGGAUGUCAAUGGUGUUGAAUUAAAGACAGUUUUCAGGCCUCUGUCAUUUCUGAGCUCUAGCAGCUGGUCUUCUUGUCUUGAUGAGAGCUGGUUCUGACCGUCAUCAUCUUCAAAAUUAGAAUUUAAUUCUUGGCAUGAAUGUUUUCACAUACAAGUAAUUUGCUUUGGUGUUUUGGUGCAAAAUAGGGAUGUUAACGAUUAAUCGACGAUAAGCAUGCGCGUGCGUGCUGCUCAACCGCGAAACAUGUAAAGAGAGCGCGCCGGAGAUAUGUUUGGGACUAUUUUACACCAUCAUGACUAAGUUUGCGUGUUCAUUCGCAACCUUUUGUUUUGUGCAAAUGUAAGUUGUAAUAUUGUGUUUAUUUUGUGUAGGCCUAUCUUUAUCUGAUUUAUCUCAUGACAGGAUGCAUUUGGUUAAAAAUUAAUGUAGUAAAUUGUACGGUGAUCCUCUUCAGCUUCAGCGCGCGCAGCUCAAACGGCACUGUACGACUAAUAAUGACUAUUGGGACUGUCAUAUUAUAUAACAUUAUAAAGAGAACAAUAUUGUAAUAAAACAUUGUGAAUUAUUUGGGUUUAGUUGCCGUGUCGCGUUGCUCCAGGAAGAGCGCGUCCACAACAUGAGUCAUUCUGAAUGGCACGUAACUUACCUAUAAUUCACUUGUGCAUUCUCGUAAUUUUGUGCAGAUAUAAUUUGUAAAGUUAUGUUUAUUUUGUAUAUAUCUGAUUAAUAUCAUAUAGAAUGUUUCUUUGAGUUAAAUAAAGCGCUAACAAAGUGCUCCAGUUUACCGGUAUCUAUUCAACGCGCGCAGCUCAAACAGUAAUGCACAGCUAAUAAUAACGAUGAGAACACUAUUUUAUUAAAUUGUUGUGAAUUCAUUGGUUGUUAUCAUUUUCAGCACGUUGUUCCAGGACGAGCGCGUCCACAACAGUCAAAAUAAUAUUUUCUAAAUAUAUUAAAUAUAAAAAGUAGCCUAUUAUUGUUUGAAAAAUCUGAAAAUUACUAUUUUGCCAAAUUGAAAAUUAAAUGGAAAAUAUACUUUGUGAGGGGCGUUAUAUAUGAAUAUGUAAUGUGCAUAUAUUUACCUUGGAAUGGGUUGCGCAUCCAUACUUUGCCAUUCCUUGGGUCUUUUUCAGAUGGGAAAUAAUGCUCAAACUCAUCAGACAGUGAUGUCAGGUGGCAAUGUAUCAACUGGCCAAGUCCUUCAGCAUCCUCGGAAAAACUGGAUAAGUUGCUGAACAUAUCAAAAACACCCCGGUUGACGUGCCGUGCCCAGGUUUCCAGCUUGGCUUUGAGAGUUGGGUGUUUGGUGGUUAAGUGCCGCUGAAGUUUUGACGGCUUCAUUGCAGAGUUUUUCACCACAAAUAACACACAACUGAUUUGGCGCUACGGAAUCGCCUGUUGUCGUAAAUCCAUACCUAAUGUAUGAGGUGUCGUAGGCUAUUUACGAUUAAAGCUUGACUUUUUUUCUUUUUCUUUCUCUCGAGUUGGUCAUCGCCUUUCCUUUUACCGGAACUGUUCGCAAUGAAAUUAGCCAUUGAAGUUUGCUGAGGCCCGCUCAUCUCUCCACAUACUUCUCUGUCACUUCAGGUGCACCGCGCUUUUUUUGCAGUCCGUUAAGAUACGACGCUAAGCAAUCGCAAGGCGCUCAAAGAAACACAUUUUAAUCUAUUUAUUUAUUUUGAACUAUUUAUUGUUUAUGUUUUGGAUUAAAUAACAUGACAUGUUAAAAAGCAUUUAAAAAAGACAAUUAUUAUUGUAUAUUAAAAAAAAAAAAUAUUCUGGGAAUAUUUUAAGGCCCGGUACUAACGGGUCCACGGACCGGCACCGGUCCGGGGACCGGGGGUUGGGAAUCACUGAUCUAAUCAACCAAUCACAUGGCAGUUGCUUCAAUGCAUUUAGGGGUGUGGUCCUGGUCAAGACAAUCUCCUGAACUCCAAACUGAAUGUCAGAAUGGGAAAGAAAGGUGAUUUAAGCAAUUUUGAGCGUGGCAUGGUUGUUGGUGCCAGACGGGCCGGCCUGAGUAUUUCACAAUCUGCUCAGUUACUGGGAUUUUCACGCACAGCCAUUUCUAGGGUUUACAAAGAAUGGUGUGAAAAGGGAAAAACAUCCAGUAUGCGGCAGUCCUGUGGGCGAAAAUGCCUUGUUGAUGCUAGAGGUCAGAGGAGAAUGGGCCGACUGAUUCAAGCUGAUAGAAGAGCAACUUUGCCUGAAAUAACCACUCGUUACAACCGAGGUAUGCAGCAAAGCAUUUGUGAAGCCACAACACACACAACCUUGAGGCAGAUGGGCUACAACAGCAGAAGACCCCACCGGGUACCACUCAUCUCCACUACAAAUAGGAAAAAGAGGCUACAAUUCGCAAGAGCUCACCAAAAUUGGACAGUUGAAGACUGGAAAAAUGUUGCCUGGUCUGAUGAGUCUCGAUUUCUGUUGAGACAUUCAGAUGGUAGAGUCAGAAUUUGGCGUAAACAGAAUGAGAACAUGGAUCCAUCAUGCCUUGUUACCACUGUGCAGGCUGGUGGUGGUGGUGUAAUGUGUGGGGGAUGUUUUCUUGGCACAUUUUAGGCCCCUUAGUGCCAAUUGGGCAUCGUUUAAAUGCCACGGCCUACCUGAGCAUUGUUUCUGACCAUGUUCUAUCCCUUUAUGGCCACCAUGUACCCAUCCUCUGAUGGCUACUUCCAGCAGGAUAAUGCACCAUGUCACAAAGCUCGAAUCAUUUCAAAUUGGUUUCUUGAACAUGACAAUGAGUUCACUGUACUAAAAUGGCCCCCACAGUCACCAGAUCUCAACCCAAUAGAGCAUCUUUGGGAUGUGGUGGAACGGGAGCUUCGUGCCCUGGAUGUGCAUCCCACAAAUCUCCAUCAACUGCAAGAUGCUAUCCUAUCAAUAUGGGCCAACAUUUCUAAAGAAUGCUUUCAGCACCUUGUUGAAUCAAUGCCACGUAGAACUAAGGCAGUUCUGAAGGGGAAAGGGGGUCAAACACAGUAUUAGUAUGGUGUUCCUAAUAAUCCUUUAGGUGAGUGUAAAUGCAUUGAUGUGCAGAGUUAUUAGCAACCUGGUGCAAAUGUGCACACAUCUGUACGAAGCUUGGAGACAUUUUCCAAGACCAAGUCACUUUUCUCAACUUCUGUAUAGUUCAGAUAGAACCAGGGUCAUAAAUCAACUUUUUCAUUAAACAGCUAAAUUUGAUUUCCAUUGGGAUUUUUUACCUUUACAAGGGGAAUUUGUACUCAUUGAGUAUUUCCGCUGAUCUCCUGGGAUUUUCAUUCACAACAGUCUUUAAAAUUUACUCUAGAAAAAAACGUUCAGUGAGCGACAGUUCUGUGGAUGGAAAUGCCGUGUUGAAGAGAGAGGUCAACAGAGAAUGGCUUCAGUCUUCAGAAAGUCUUCAGUAACUCAGAUAACCACUCUGUACAAUUGUGGUGAGAAGAAUAUCAUCUCAGAAUGCUACUCCGAGAUGCGGGUUGGUGUUGUUUUUGCAGCAUAGAGUGAGCACUACCCGAUAUUAGGCUGGUGGUUUUAAUAUUGUGGCUGAUCGGUUUGUGUGUGUGUGUGUGUGUGUGUGUGUGUGUAUACAGUGCAUCUGGAAAGUAUUCACAGCGCGUCCACCUUGAGGUGGAUGGGCUACAACAGCACAAGACCAUGUCGAGUUCCACCCUCAAGUUUUGACGUGAUGUGCAAUCUGAAAUGAUCACUACAAUUGUACGGAGGGGUUAUCUGAGUUACCGUAGCCUUUCAGCUUGAGUCAACAAGACUUUUCCGUUCGCAGAAUUGCCGUUCACUGGAAUUAUUUUUGUUUUUGGCACCAUUCUUAGUAAAUUCAAGAGACUGUUGUGUGUGAAAGUCCCAGGAGAUCAACAGUUACAGAAAUACUCAAACCACCCCAUCUGGCACCAACUAUCAUGCCACGGUCCAAAUCACUGAAAUUAAAAAUGUUCCCCAUACGUAUGGUUGAUGUGAACAUUAACUGAAGCUCCAGACCUGUAACUGCAGAGGCUGAAAAAGGUGCAGAACCCCUGCCUACAAUGCAUCUUUAGCGUUAUCACAACAGAUCUAUGGUGAUGUAGCAGUAGGCACGUGUACUCAGUGGUGAAGGGGUGGAUGCCUGGAUAUUAUAUCCUUUGAUUUAAUUAUUGUAGUGGAACUAAUCAGUAUAUUCAUCACAGUUUUGAACUAAUGAUUUAUUAUUCAAAGUAUCUUAAUAUAUGUUCUUUGUGGUGUCAUGCUCGUACAAGCAGUUUGAGACCAUUCCAUAUCUGUCUUCAUGCUUUAGGAGUGUCUUCUGGCUAAUAGGCUUCUCUUGUGUCUAUAUUGAUUAAUCAUUUUUCUGCCAAGUUAACAAGAAUACAACUUCAGCUUUCCUGAGAGAAAGUACAGAUAUCUCUGUUUUAAGUUCCAAUAAGAUAAGACCAGUCUCCGCAGAAGCUUUGUAGUAUAAGUCCUUGAAUAGGAGAAACUGUGUGUGUGUGUGUGAGCUUCCAAAAGUAUUUCUGUUUCAGGAGUUCAAUGAAGUGAGAAUAGCUGUCGAGAGGUGGACAACUGGUCCUCAGAGACCCACUAUUGUCUAUAAAGGGAAGACUGUCCAUGGCCUCUGACCUGACUCAGACCAUUGGAGCCUAUAUACGGACCUAAAAGUAUCAUGCCAACAAUCAAUGAAAUAUACGAAGUACACGAUGUCCGUUUUCAGAAAUGUUAUAUCUACGCUUGUAACCAAUCACAAAUCUAGAAGCUAUAGCAUUAACGUCAACUUGAUGCUGUAUCUGAAUAUAUGUAUAGAUUUUUUUGGACCCGAGUUCAGUUUGUGAUUCUCCUGUCUUCGAGGUUGUACUGAUGACUUCUUCCAUUUGAUUUUGCAAACAACUCUCUUCAGUAAAAUUCAACUAAUUUGACACCUCGACUCCUGGUCUUCAUUCCAAGCCUACUGGUCUACGGGCCCAAGCUGUAAUCCCCUACAGUGGUCACACAACAGACUCACCUGCAUACGGCGAUAGAUCGUGGAUAAAAUAUAUGUGAAUGUCUGUGCAAGUCAAAUCUGCCAAUUUCUGUGCUAACUUAAGUUCUGCAAACAAAUUUGCUGGGAUUUGGUAUUAAACAACUUUAUGUUUUUCUUGAUAUAGUUUUAUUUGUGUUGCCGUUUUGCAAUUAUCGGCAUUGGUUUAUCCGUGUGAACUAUUCACUUGGCUGAUAAACAGAAGUGUUACCUUUCCAUUGUUUUUGUGUAUUGGCAGCCCUUUCUGGACUUUGUUAAGAAUGUUAUUUCUGUGUAAAUUCCACUCUGAAACAAUCUUUUAUCUUUUUUUACUGAAAUCUAUUGUCUGUGUGCAUAUGACAGCCCAUAUCCUUUUUUUCUUUUGUUUGUGUGUUAUGUAAUUUCCUAAUUCAUAACAUUAUCA
Messenger RNA from Xyrauchen texanus (razorback sucker), 9603 nucleotides. Its product is annotated as zinc finger protein 501-like. Gene Ontology annotation, biological process: negative regulation of transcription by RNA polymerase II; regulation of immune system process; regulation of cytokine production. The coding region runs from base 56 to 2929 and encodes 957 amino acids. NCBI's taxonomy places the organism in Eukaryota, Metazoa, Chordata, Actinopteri, Cypriniformes, Catostomidae. The transcript is spliced from 4 exons. Gene Ontology annotation, cellular component: nucleus. The record is from RefSeq and is a predicted model, not a curated record. Gene Ontology annotation, molecular function: RNA polymerase II cis-regulatory region sequence-specific DNA binding; DNA-binding transcription factor activity, RNA polymerase II-specific.